AGGGAAACUUACAUUGACCAAAUAAAGGUAUUCUUCCUAUAUAAGCAGUACGAAUCCAUCCCCCAUCCAGCCAUCCUCUUAAUACGGUCUCUGCCUUUCCCUUUCAGCUUAGGUUAGUGAGAAUACUGUCUCUGUUACCUGGGUCGUAAGAGAUGGAUAAUGGAAUGGAGAAAAGAAGAGCAGGAGAGUCUGAAGAAGUCGAUGAGGAGAAAUGGGUUUACGAUUCGUCUGUGGAUCACAAGGGAAGAAUUCCUCUCCGAGCUUCAACUGGUGUUUGGAAAGCUGCUCUGUUUAUUAUAGCCAUUGAGUUCAGUGAGAGGUUGAGCUACUUUGGAAUUGCUACAAAUCUCAUCAUAUACCUCACCAAGGUGCUUCAUCAAGAUCUCGAAACGGCAGCAAAGAACGUAAAUUACUGGUCGGGUGUGACAACCCUGAUGCCUUUGAUAGGAGGAUUCAUCGCAGAUGCGUACAUGGGGAGAUUCUCCACUGUAUUGGUUUCAUCCUUCAUAUAUCUCUUUGGCCUGAUCCUUUUGACAAUGUCGGUUCUCAUACCAAGCUUGAAGGCCUGCAACGCAGAUCCAUGUGGUAAUCCGAAAAGGCUUCAUGAAGUGAUCUUUUUCAUCUCCAUGUACAUGAUCUCUGUGGGAACUGGAGGUCACAAGCCUUCACUCGAGAGCUUUGGAGCUGACCAGUUUGAUGAUGAUCAUUCAGAAGAAAGAAAAAAGAAGAUGUCUUACUUCAAUUGGUGGAACUCUGCUCUUUGCUUCGGUCUCGUUCUCGGUGUAACUCUGAUCGUUUACGUACAAGACAACGUUAGCUGGGCUAGUGCAGAUAUUAUUCUCACUGUGAUCAUGGCGAUUACAAUUGUAGUCUUCUACGUUGGAAGGCCGUUUUACCGAUAUAAGGUGCCCGAAGGGAGCCCCUUAACACCCAUGUUGCAGGUACUUGUAGCAGCCAUAAGCAAGAGAAAUCUUCCUUAUCCUUCCAAUCCUUCUGAAUUGUACGAGAUUCCGAAGUCGGAGAAAACUCAAGGAAGGCUUCUUUUCCAUACCGAUAACCUUAGAUUUCUUGACAAAGCUGCAAUCGUUGAAGAUGGUAACAGGACCACAUUAACUCAGAACCAGCAACCUAAUUCAUGGAAACUAUCCACAGUUACCAAAGUAGAGGAAGUGAAGUUAGUGGUCAACAUGAUCCCAAUUUGGUUGGCCACCUUGACAUUCGGAAUAGGCGUAGCACAGGCCACAACAUUUUUCAUUAAACAAGCAAGUAGCAUGAACAGAAAGAUUGGUCAUGGCUUUGAGAUCCCUCCAGCUUCAAUCUAUUCUGUGGCAGCUAUAGGAAUGAUCGUUUCUGUGACUGUCUAUGAAAAGAUACUGGAACCUGCACUGAGAAAGGCUACAGGCAACGAGAGAGGGAUUAAGAUACUACAGAGGAUCGGCAUCGGAAUGGCGUUUUCGUGUGUAGCCAUGGUUGCUGCCGCCUUGGUUGAGAGGAGGAGGCUAGAAAUUGUACAAGGAGGAACCGGUGGUGGGAUGUCAAUGAGCGUCUUCUGGCUAACCCCGCAGUUCGUGAUUAUUGGCAUAGGAGAUGGGUUUACUCUGGUUGGCUUGCAAGAGUACUUCUAUGACCAAGUUCCUGAUUCUAUGCGAAGUCUUGGAAUAGCAUUCUACCUGAGUGUGAUCGGAGCUGGAAACUUCCUCAGUAGUCUACUGAUAACUGUGGUUGAUAUUUUGACGGAAAAGAAGGGAAGAAGUUGGUUUGCUAAGGAUUUAAACCACAGCCGCUUGGACAAUUUUUACUGGUUGCUUGUAGUCAUGCAAGCAGUGAACUUGUGCGUCUAUGUCUUCAUAGCUAGAAGGUAUUCUUACAAAAACGUAAAGAGAAGGGUGGCUGUCGUUGAUUGUUACGAGGGCGAUGUGUCAGUUUCAGUUUAGACUAUGCAUGAGAUGAGAUGAAAUUUAUUACUACUAAUUGGUGUAGCUGAUCGAUGCAUGGUUACGUUGUCUCUUGCCACUCUCAUCAUGAUCCUACAUGUGUUAGUUAUUGCUAGCUAGGGAUCGAAGACUAGUAUAUAGAUAUAUAGAUAUAUAGAUAUAUAUUGCUUGUCUUUUUUAAUUAGUAGAUAAUUAAUUAAUAUAGAGCUCUUGAAUGAACAGUUAGUUAGAAGCAUUAAUUGUAAUCGUAUUGCAUUAGAUCGAUGUACCAGAAAUUAAAGCAAUGCAAGUUUCUUCUCUUGUGAUCGGC
Messenger RNA from Nelumbo nucifera (sacred lotus), 2244 nucleotides. Its product is annotated as protein NRT1/ PTR FAMILY 5.6. The record is from RefSeq and is a predicted model, not a curated record. Gene Ontology annotation, cellular component: membrane. Gene Ontology annotation, molecular function: dipeptide transmembrane transporter activity; tripeptide transmembrane transporter activity. Lineage: Eukaryota; Viridiplantae; Streptophyta; Magnoliopsida; Proteales; Nelumbonaceae. Gene Ontology annotation, biological process: dipeptide transport; transmembrane transport.